AGGCCUGAGCCCGAGAGUGCCGCGUCGCCCUCCGCCUGCGCCCGCCCGUGCGCCGCCCUGCGUGAGGGCAGGGCGGGGUGGAGGCGUUGGCUCUGCCACGUCUGGGCCGCGGUUCCCCAGCUGUGGCGCUGGCGGGACAGGAGGUGGGGCCGGCGCUGAAGCCGGAUCCGGAUCCGGUACUCUGCAGCCCCUUGGGGUAGAGUCGGACGCGCCUGGCGGGCAGCGCAGACUGCGGGGCCUUUGCGGAUCCUACUGGAAAGAUGAAACCUGAUGAAAUACCCAUGUUUGACCCAGGUCUACUCAGAGAAGUGGACUGGAGCCAGAAUACAGCAACAUUUUCUCCAGCCAUUUCUCCAACACAUCCCGGAGAGGGCUUGGUUUUGAGGCCCCUUUGUACUGCUGACUUAAACAGAGGUUUUUUUAAGGUACUGGGUCAGCUGACAGAGACUGGAGUUGUCAACCCAGAACAGUUUAUGAAAUCUUUUGAACAUAUGAAGAAAUCUGGGGAUUAUUAUGUUAUAGUUGUGGAAGAUGUGACCCUAGGACAAAUUGUUGCUACCGCAACUCUGAUAAUUGAGCAUAAAUUCAUCCAUUCCUGUGCAAAGAGAGGAAGAGUAGAAGAUGUCGUUGUUAGUGAUGAAUGCAGAGGAAAGCAGCUUGGCAAAUUGUUAUUGUCAACUCUUACUUUGUUAAGCAAGAAACUGAACUGUUAUAAGAUUACUCUUGAAUGUCUACCACAGAAUAUUGGUUUCUAUAAAAAGUUUGGAUAUACAGUGUCUGAAGAAAAUUACAUGUGCCGGAGGUUUCUGAACUAAAACUCUCCUAAGAGAAUUAACGGAGCUGAUGUUGCUGCAGCCCAGUGGCCUCCAUCGACACUGAGCUGAAAAACCCCACGUAAUAUCCUAAGUGUAGUGACAUUUAGCUUACCUUGGGCUGUGGGACAAGCUGUGAGUUUAGACUAUAAAUAUUAUAAGGGGGAUGAUUUGUAACCAAAUGAAUAUAUUUUUAACUUGAAUCUUUUAUUGCAUUGUAUUUUUCUAAAUUUGGCUUAAUUUCUUGGUAGU
Octodon degus (degu) is the source of this 1064-nucleotide messenger RNA. It is a transcript of the gene Gnpnat1, whose product is annotated as glucosamine-phosphate N-acetyltransferase 1. The transcript is spliced from 6 exons. Lineage: Eukaryota; Metazoa; Chordata; Mammalia; Rodentia; Octodontidae. Gene Ontology annotation, cellular component: Golgi apparatus; endoplasmic reticulum; endoplasmic reticulum-Golgi intermediate compartment. Gene Ontology annotation, molecular function: monosaccharide binding; glucosamine 6-phosphate N-acetyltransferase activity. The coding region runs from base 261 to 815 and encodes 184 amino acids. Gene Ontology annotation, biological process: UDP-N-acetylglucosamine biosynthetic process. The record is from RefSeq and is a predicted model, not a curated record.